UCGUCUCUCCCCAGACUUUGUCUUGCUUUGGUGUUGCUGUCCAACGACCAGCCAUGAUGCUCCAAGCUGCUGUGGUCAGCGUCCUCCUCUGCUCUGUCCACAGUUUUGUUAUACCGGCUUCUUUUGACAACACAGAUGAGUCCUCUGGAAACAGCAUUGACGACGAUGAGUUCAGUGUCUCCACAAUUAUAGAGAAGGCAAAUCGUAACAUUGGAAAGAACGUGAAUGAUCCUCUCGUGAUGUUUGGGGACAUAGCGGUGCCCACAGGUCUACAGAACGCGGAUCCCUGCACAUCACGAGGCUGCUUGUGGCCUAAAGCCACAGACGGCAACGUCUACGUUCCGUUCCGCAUCAGCCCAGACUACUCUCGAAGAGAGCGAAACAUCAUCACCCAGGCCUUGCGGUCAUUCGCCAAUCCCACCUGCAUCCGAUUCACCCCCCAGGACCAACAGCGAGACUUUGUGGACAUCAAAUCCCUAACAGGAUGUUUCUCUUUUGUCGGGCGUCGUGGAAGAAACCAGACUGUGUCUUUAAUGCGCCGUGGCUGUGUUUUCACUGGCACUAUCCAACACGAGAUGCUCCACGCCCUGGGCUUUGACCAUGAACAAACUCGAUCUGACAGGGACGAGCAUGUUCGCAUCCUGUUAGAGAACGUUGAGCCUGGAACGGAGGGAAAUUUCCGUAGAAUCCGAACCAACAACCUCAACACUCCCUAUGACUACAACUCCGUCAUGCACUAUUCAAGGUUCGCCUUCUCUCGUAACGGGCGGCCAACCAUCAUUCCUAUUCCCGACGAAAAUGCAGUCAUUGGCAGAGCCUCCGUGAUGAGUCCCAUUGACAUCCAGCGAGUGAACAUCCUUUACCGCUGCAAUGACACUGCUCUGACAACUGGACCAGUACCAGUACAAAAAGAUUUUCUCCUAUAAAAUCAAAGGUAAUCAAGAGGAAAUGGCAGAUUGAUUCGACUUAUUAUCAACAAGCAGAACCAGAAAUGCAUAUUUUUCUGACUGAGCAUGCUUUCUUAAAAUUUUGUGCUGUCUUCAUUGGAAACAAAAAUUGUCAAGUGACACGAUUUCAAUUGCAAUCUUUGUGCCUGAUUUACAAAAGGAUUGCACGCCUUUUGCGCUCGCUAAGCCUGUGCAAAUGACUCCAAAAGAUUAUGUUAUUUUUCAAAUCUAAUUCACAAAACACAUGCAAAGGGUUAAAUGCACCCCUUAUUGUGCUGCAGAGCGUGGCGGUGAUGGUUGCGUGUUUUCAAAUGAGCCAUUAUUCAUUUGGAGGAAGUUCCUCUUCCAUUUUGUGCAAAUGAGUCUAAUUGCAAAAAAUCAUGUAAUUCCCAAACACUGGCGCUAACAGCCAAAUGUGGUUACAGUCAGCGACUCAACAAUUAGACCUUGAAACGUAGCAGAUAGCCUGGCCCAAUAAUGCACAAUUUAUUGUGAGCUAUAAGCGACCGCAAUCCAUUCUUAGUGAAUCAGAGCCUCUAUUAAACAAUAGCUGCUUGUAGCUUGAUGUAAUACCUAUAAUGAAUAAAAAUAUAUCUGCAAAGCAUUA
Molecule: messenger RNA, 1554 nt
Organism: Labrus bergylta (ballan wrasse)
Lineage: Eukaryota; Metazoa; Chordata; Actinopteri; Labriformes; Labridae
Product: high choriolytic enzyme 1
Biological process (GO): proteolysis
Molecular function (GO): metalloendopeptidase activity; zinc ion binding
Source: RefSeq, a predicted model, not a curated record